AUAUCCGAACUCAAAGGACACCAAAUUGCAAAAUGACAAAUUGUCAUUGAUGACUGAUUAGCUACUUUCCUUUUGACGUUUCCAAAACUUGGGACACGCGAACGUAGGCAGAGUUUUGCCAGCGUUCGCUUAAUUUAUUAGUGAUGUCUCGGAAAAAAGCUUUUGAAGAGACUGACAAACUCACUCGUAUCGCGAUCGUGAAUGCCGAUCGUUGUAAGCCAAAAAGAUGUAGGCAAGAGUGUAAGAAGAGUUGCCCAGUGGUGCGUAUGGGCAAGCUCUGCAUUGAGGUGACUCCCAACGACAAGAUCGCAACGAUAUCAGAAGAGCUUUGCAUCGGUUGUGGUAUUUGUGUCAAGAAAUGUCCAUUUGAUGCUAUUACUAUCAUCAAUAUUCCUUCUAACUUGGAGAAACAUACCACUCACCGUUAUUCCAAGAACUCGUUUAAGCUUCAUCGUCUGCCAAUCCCACGGCCAGGGGAAGUGCUUGGUCUUGUUGGCCAAAACGGUAUUGGCAAGUCCACUGCCUUGAAGAUCCUUGCUGGCAAGCAAAAGCCCAAUUUAGGAAGAUAUGCUGAUCCCCCAGACUGGCAAGAGAUUCUGUCUCAUUUCCGUGGUUCUGAACUCCAGAAUUAUUUCACUAAAAUCCUGGAGGAUGACCUCAAAGCCCUCAUCAAACCACAGUAUGUGGACCAAAUUCCCAAGGCUGUGAAAGGAACUGUCGGACAGUUGCUUGAUAAGAAAGAUGAAAGGAAAAACCAAAAAGAAAUAUGUCAAAUGCUUGACCUCUCUCACAUUCGGGAUCGUGAAAUCUCAGCGCUUUCUGGUGGGGAGCUACAACGUUUUGCAUGUGCCAUGGUGUGCAUACAGAAUGGUGAUAUUUUCAUGUUUGAUGAGCCAUCCUCUUAUUUAGAUGUUAAACAACGUCUUAAUGCUGCCCGGACUAUACGUUCACUUAUAGACCCUGACAAGUUUAUUAUAGUGGUGGAGCACGAUUUAUCAGUGUUGGACUAUCUGUCUGACUUUAUUUGCUGUUUGUAUGGUGUUCCUGGUGCUUAUGGUGUUGUGACCAUGCCUUUCUCUGUACGUGAAGGUAUAAACAUUUUCUUGGAUGGGUUUGUGCCCACUGAAAACAUGAGAUUCAGGACUGAAUCUUUAGUAUUCAAAGUAGCAGAAUCUGCUACAGAAGAAGAGAUAAAAAGAAUGAACCACUAUGACUAUCCAGAGAUGACUAAAAGUAUGGGUGAUUUCCAUCUCAAAGUUGUGCAAGGAGAGUUUUCAGACUCUGAAAUCUUAGUGCUACUUGGUGAGAAUGGUACUGGCAAAACUACAUUCAUCAGAAUGUUGGCUGGCAAUCUGGAACCAAAUGAAGGUGCAAAUCAACUGCCGCAGCUACACAUUAGUUAUAAGCCACAGAAAAUAUCUCCCAAGUCACAGGGGCAAGUUCGCAACCUGCUGCACGAUAAGAUAAGAGAUGCUUACACACAUCCACAGUUCAUAACAGAUGUUAUGAAGCCAAUGAAAAUAGAGGAGAUAAUGGACCAGGAGGUGCAGAAUCUGUCUGGUGGUGAGUUGCAGCGAGUGGCUCUGGUGCUAUGCCUCGGCAAGCCUGCUGAGGUCUACCUCAUUGACGAGCCCUCCGCUUACCUGGACUCUGAACAGCGUCUGGUUGCUGCUAAAGUCAUAAAACGGUUCAUUCUCCACGCAAAGCGCACAGGCUUCGUAGUCGAGCACGACUUCAUAAUGGCGACGUAUCUCGCUGACCGCGUCAUCGUGUUCGAAGGCACGCCGUCUUCCAACGCGACGGCCCACGCGCCGCAGUCGCUUCUGAACGGCAUGAACAAAUUCCUGGAACUUCUGGGCAUCACGUUCAGAAGGGACCCCAAUAACUUCCGGCCUAGGAUCAACAAACACUCCUCUGUUAAGGACAUAGAACAAAAAAGGGCAGGCCAGUAUUUCUUCCUGGAAGACUAGACGCGCUACUGUAAAGAAAUUCGCACUAUGUAUAGUUCAAUAUUGUAUAUCAGUACUGUUUAUCUGUCACAAUGUUGAUGGUUGAUCCAUGUAUUUUCAAAUAAUUAUAAAAUGUAUUAUGUACUGUAAUAAAUCGGUUUUAUACAAUA
Bicyclus anynana (squinting bush brown) is the source of this 2119-nucleotide messenger RNA. It is a transcript of the gene pix, whose product is annotated as protein Pixie. Gene Ontology annotation, molecular function: ATP binding; ribosomal small subunit binding; ATP hydrolysis activity. The record is from RefSeq and is a predicted model, not a curated record. Bases 144 to 1970 code for a protein of 608 amino acids. Gene Ontology annotation, biological process: translational initiation; translational termination; ribosomal subunit export from nucleus. The transcript has 12 exons. NCBI's taxonomy places the organism in Eukaryota, Metazoa, Arthropoda, Insecta, Lepidoptera, Nymphalidae.